Mesitornis unicolor (brown roatelo) is the source of this 1086-nucleotide messenger RNA. Its product is annotated as deleted in malignant brain tumors 1 protein-like. The coding region runs from base 1 to 1086 and encodes 361 amino acids. Lineage: Eukaryota; Metazoa; Chordata; Aves; Mesitornithiformes; Mesitornithidae. Gene Ontology annotation, cellular component: membrane. The transcript has 4 exons. The record is from RefSeq and is a predicted model, not a curated record.
AUGGCUGCUCAGUGCGGUCUCCUCCUGCUCCUUGCCUGCAUGCUGGCCCUGCCUGCCCCACAUCUCACCGGCAGCAUCCAAAGCCAGUCCCUCUCCAAACGCUCGGCCUUGAAUAGCACUGUGUCUGCUCUGAGCACGUUAGUGAACGGUCAGCUCCGGCUGGUGAAUGGCUCCAACCAGUGCUCUGGACGGGUGGAGGUUUGGUACCGCAAUGAGUGGGGAACAGUGUGCGAUGACAGCUGGGACAUGAGAGAUGCCGCUGUGGUGUGCAGGCAGCUUGGCUGCGGAGACGCAGUGUCAGCCCAGAGUAACGCUUAUUUUGGGCGUGGAUCUGGGCCUAUAUGGCUGGACGACGUUAACUGCAAUGGGGAGGAGGAGCUUCUCACGCAGUGCUCCCUGCGGGCUUGGGGAGAGCACAACUGCGGGCACAGCGAGGACGCAGGCGUCGUGUGCUCAGGUUGGCCCAAGGACUGCAGCGAGAUCCCCACUGGCAGCCCCAGCGGCAUCUACGUGAUCCAGCCCACAGGACUGCACCCCAUCGUGGUGUACUGCGAGAUGAACCUGACCGAUGGGGGCUGGACGGUCAUCCAGAGGAACAAGCAGAGCACGGAGAUCACCUGGGCCGAGUCCUGGAGCACCUACAAGUACGGCUUUGGGAACGUGCACACCGAGUACUGGCUGGGCACCGAGUACAUCCAUCAGAUCACCAGGCAGAAGGGCUACCAGGUCAGGUUUGCCAUCUGGGAUGCCGCAAACAACACCAGGUUUGCAGACUACAAUCUCUUCACUGUGGAGGACGAGUCCCAGGGCUACCGGCUGAGGCUGGGAACAUACUCAGGGACAGCAGAGGAUGCCAUGGCCUCAAAGAGUCCCACCGCCACACAUGACAACAUGAAGUUCUCCGCCAAAGAUCUGGAUCAGGACACUGCCAGCGGCAACUGCGCCUCCAGCUACGGGGGCGGGUGGUGGUACUCGGCGUGUUAUUCUGUGCGGCUGAAUGUCAAGGGGGCCAUAACGUGGGGCAGCCUGUGCAACGGGAACUGCAAAGCUUCUGCCAUCCUCAUCAAACCCAUCACCUACUGCUAG